AUGGUGAGAAAGGCAGUUUAUUUCUAUGGCAUUGCGCCAUGUACCGGAGGAUUAGCCUUUGGAUAUGACACGGGCUCAAUGAGCGGCAUCUUGGCCAUGCCGCAGUUCUUGACAUACUUUAAAAAUCCAAGCAAUUUCCGUCAAGGAGGAAUCACCGCGUCAAUUCUAGCAGGGGCUUUUGCUGGGUCUCUGUUGACGGGUGCGUUCCUUGCGGAUAGGCUGGGAAGAAAGAGGACGAUUUUGUUGGGCUCAGCAAUCUUUACGGUUGGCUGUGCUAUUUCGGCGGCGGCGAAUAACAUUGAGGCUCUUGUUGCGGGGAGAGUCAUCAAUGGGCUAGGAAAUGGGUGCUUGACGAUGAUGGUGACAAUGUACCAAAGUGAGAUUGCGCCGCGAGAGAUUCGUGGCCGUAUCAUCAGCGUGUUCCAGUGUUUUGUCAAUUUCGGUAUUCUCAUUGCUUUUUGGAUUCAAUUCGGAACAAGCCAUAUCAAUGGCUCCGCGGCAUGGAGACUUCCAAUGGGCUUACAAAUGAUUGCUACUGUCGCUCUUCACGUCACCAUGUGGUUCAUGCCUGAAUCGCCCAGAUGGCUCGUCCAGAAAGACAGACAAGAAGAAGCCCUGCAGGUGCUUGCCCAAGUCCACGCCGGUGGCGACAUCAACGAUCCCUAUGUGCAAGCAGAACUCGCAGAGAUUGUGGCCAAGCUUUCGUUUGAGAAGAAUCACCCACCGCCCAGCUACUUUGACUUGCUGCUUGGAUCGCAAAGGCGCCGCAUGUGGAUUGGUAUUGGUGUCCAAUUUUGGCAAUCAAUGACCGGCAUCAAUGUCAUCAUGUACUAUGCCGUAUUCCUCUUCCAACAAGCCGGUCUCGGAGCAACUUCUUCAUCUCUCCUAGCAAACGGUCUUCAAGGCGUCGUCCUAAACGUCUUCACAUACCCAAACAUGUACUACAUGGACAAAUGGGGUCGAAGAUGGCCCAUGGUCAUCGGCGGCGUUGGAAUGGGCAUUUCGAUGAUGAUUAUCGGUGUCCUUAUGAAAGCUUACGGUGAUCCCGUCUUCGAUUCGCUUACCCAAAAGACCAACUUUGACUUUACGAAUGCCGCGGCAUCGCGAACGAUUAUCGCUUUUGUUUACAUAUAUGUUGCUUGGUUUGCAAUUACUUGGGCGUGCGUCGCUUGGGUGUAUCCGCCCGAGAUUUUCAGCAUGAGCAUGCGUGGUCGAGCCACGUCCAUGACGACUGCGACGAACUGGUUCAUCAACUUUUGGUUUGCCUUGUAUAUCCCCACCGCAAUGGCAAAGAUCAGCUGGAAACUAUACAUGAUAUUCAUGGCCCUGUGCUAUCUCAUGUCCGUCGUCGUAUACCUAUUCUAUCCCGAGUCGGCCGGCAAAACACUUGAAGAGAUGGACUUUUUGUUUUCCAAGGGGCGAUCGCCAUGGACGUUCCUUGAUCGCGAAGCUACCAGGAUUGGGGCGCUGUUCCAGCGAGAUUUGGAGCAUGGCGAGGCGCUCACUGUGUUUGAUGAGGAUGGUAUGGUUUUAAAGGAUAAGGUGAGGCAGGUGGAGGAUGUGGUUGAUACGAAUGUUCACGGUGAGGAAAAGUAG
Trichoderma harzianum CBS 226.95 is the source of this 1596-nucleotide messenger RNA. RefSeq lists its product as hypothetical. Gene Ontology annotation, cellular component: membrane. Gene Ontology annotation, biological process: transmembrane transport; carbohydrate transport. Gene Ontology annotation, molecular function: carbohydrate:proton symporter activity. Lineage: Eukaryota; Fungi; Ascomycota; Sordariomycetes; Hypocreales; Hypocreaceae. The transcript has 12 exons. Bases 1 to 1596 code for a protein of 531 amino acids. The record is from RefSeq and is a predicted model, not a curated record.